AUGUGCCUGACCAGCCCGUGUCAUGGAGCGCGGAUCCCUGUGGGUUUCAGCAACAACACUCUUGUGUGCAAGGGCGUCAUACGCUCUAUCCAGGAGCCUCAGCCCUCUGCAGUUCGGGUUAUUAAGGUGCGCUUGACUGGCUUGCUUGACCGCCUUAUCCGCAGCACAGACUUCUUUCAGGAGAUUGCCCCAGGUGUACAUGCCACGAGCCUCACUUCGAAGCACCUUGUCGAUUUGAGCUUGUAUCUGCCUUACGAGGGUCUCGCCUACCGCACCACCUUGAUCAAGAUAGAUGGGGAUUGGGUUCUUUCCGAGCUUUCAUCUUCAAUCGCCGACCUUGGCGAAGACUUGACCACUCAGGUUGCCGAUCAGGAGGUAGAGAUGAUCGUGUUCGGUCAUCGUGAGCCGCUGGCACCCAGCGACCUCGGUUUCGCAACUGAUAUGCCAAUUCUUGAUGCGCCGGCCCCUGCACCUCCAGUGUCUUCAGCAGAUCCCGUGUUUGAGGAUUUCUUCGGUGAAGCAAUGCAGGAGGCCGAUGUUGAGUUAGGCGGCGGGGCUGAAGUUGAGUCAGCCGGCGGGGCUGCAGCUGAAGCAGCCGGCGGGGGCGAGGCACGCGAUGGUGCCCUUGAUGAUGCAGUGAUGCAAGGGGCACUCGCUGACGAACGCGAAGCCCAGCCAGACAAGAUUGUUGUCGAUGAUGUCGAACUGAGUCUUGACAGCACCCUGUCAGUGCUUCGCCGUGCAUGCCAGAGCCUUGGUGUCGGGAAAUCAGGCUCGAAAGCCGUGGUGUUCCGUAGGCUGUGCAACCAGCUUGACAGGCUUAAGCUGAUUGAGGCUAGUCGCGCCGCUGAGGUUCCGAAUGCACCUGUGCCCAAUGUGCCGGCAGCUCCGAAGGAGCCCACACCAGAGCAGCGACGAGCCCACGAGGCUGUACACGCCCCAUAUGAAGCAUGGUGCCAGCACUGCGUGGCCUUUAAAGCAAGGGAUGACAUGCACAAGGCUGCCAAUACUGAUCGCAAAUUUCCUGUGAUAUCCUUCGACUACGGCUUCACUGGCCGAUCGGAGGAGGAUGGCCCUCACAACAAGCUUGCCUUUCUGUGUCUUCACGAUUCUGAGAGUGGCUGGCGAGAGGCCAUCCCGGUGCCAGGCAAGGCAGGCGUGCAUGAUGGGAUCAAUGUCACCAGCUACCUUGCUGCUGAGAUUUGCAGGUUGCUUAGCAUGCUAGGCUACUCCAAAGUUGUGCUUCAAUGCGACCCCGAGCCCACAUGCUUGAAGCUACGCAAUGAGGUGAGGCGCAUGCGGCUACAGCUGGGUUUGCAAACUGAUGUGCAGCAGUCAGCUGAGGAAAGCCACCAAUCCAAUGGAGGUGCCGAGGUUGCCGUGCAAACGCUGCGGCAGCAGUGCAACACUCUGCUCUCGAUGUACGAAGCAGAGACCAAGCUUAAGGUCGCAACGGCCCACGCUCUCCAUUCAUGGUGCCUCCGGCAUUCUUCUUGGAUCCUGAACAGAUUUGUGCUGCGACCCGGAGGGCUCACUCCUUUCGAGAUCAUACAUGGCCGUCCUUACAAAGGGAAAGUGCUACCGUUUGGCGAAACUGUGAUGGGAUUGGUUUCUCCCGGGCCCAAGGGCAAACCGCGGUUCAUCCAGGCCAUCAUGAUCGGAAAGUGCACUCCGAAUGAUGAGUUCAUCUUGUGUUCUGGAGCCGGCAAGCUCAUGUUGGCCCGCACCCUCACAACAAGCUUGCCUUUCUGUGUCUUCACGAUUCUGAGAGCAGGCGUGCAUGAUGGGAUCAAUGUCACCAGCUACCUUGCUGCUGAGAUUUGCAGGUUGCUUAGCAUGCUAGGCUACUCCAAAGUUGUGCUUCAAUGCGACCCCGAGCCCACAUGCUUGAAGCUACGCAAUGAGGUGAGGCGCAUGCGGCUACAGCUGGGUUUGCAAACUGAUGUGCAGCAGUCAGCUGAGGAAAGCCACCAAUCCAAUGGAGGUGCCGAGGUUGCCGUGCAAACGCUGCGGCAGCAGUGCAACACUCUGCUCUCGAUGUACGAAGCAGAGACCAAGCUUAAGGUCGCAACGGCCCACGCUCUCCAUUCAUGGUGCCUCCGGCAUUCUUCUUGGAUCCUGAACAGAUUUGUGCUGCGACCCGGAGGGCUCACUCCUUUCGAGAUCAUACAUGGCCGUCCUUACAAAGGGAAAGUGCUACCGUUUGGCGAAACUGUGAUGGGAUUGGUUUCUCCCGGGCCCAAGGGCAAACCGCGGUUCAUCCAGGCCAUCAUGAUCGGAAAGUGCACUCCGAAUGAUGAGUUCAUCUUGUGUUCUGGAGCCGGCAAGCUCAUGUUGGCCCGCACCGUGCGCCGACUUGCCACUGGCUUCACUCCAGCCUUGCACGACUGUGUCCGUGAUCCUCCUUGGCGCCACCCCGGGUUUGUAGCGGGUUCCUUAGGUAGGUCCCGAGCCCAACGCAAGCCGAAGGUCCUUCCGGCUGGCGGUGACGCAAGGUUGGUAGUUGAGGAUCAGCUUGGUGGGGUUUCCGACUUGCUAGGUGAGCUCGCGGCCUUGCCUGAAGGUCCUGGAGAGAUCCCUGAGGAUGCGCGCGAUUACAGCCCUUCUCAGGAAGCCGCUUCUGAUCCUGAGAGCUCUUCGCAGAUGAGUGAGGAUGACCCCGAUGGUCAUCGUUCCGGUGAGGCUGCUGCUCCCGCUUCUGGCGGCACUGACGCCGCAGAGCUUCCGUUGCAGUCUGGUGCCCCCGUUGCACCGCAGGCUGUUGCUACAGGUGAUCCUUUGUUGACCCUGCCACUUCAGUUGCAAGGGAACGUCCCAGGCCAGCAGGUGAGGAGGGUGCUCCAGGUCCGUGCAAGGAUUGCAGCCGCAACUGUGUGCGGUGUGGAGUACCACCAUGCCGACGAGGAUUCCGAUCUUGCAUUCUCCCCAGCGGACAUUGAAAGCAUCAAUGAUCUUGACGGCCUGUGUUCAGAUGAUGAAGAGGAGGAGUGUGAGCAAGGCCUUGCCCCUCCUGAUGAGCUUUAUCGGCCUUUCUCACCACAUGAGCCUGCCCUGAGCCCCGAGGAGCUUGCUGACCUUGAUGCGCUGUGCGACCACCACGAGAUAGCUAGGCUCAAGGCAAUGGGUGUGAUCUACCAGCCUGAGUCAGGCAAUGAGGACUGCAAGUCAUUGACGGUGAAGUUCGUCCGCAGCUGGCGACCGAAAACGCAUCCAGUCACUGAUGCCCCUGUGUGGCUCAGGAGAUCUAGGCUAGUGGCCCGGGAAUUCAGGUUCAGAGAUCCCCUCAGGGAAGGUUUGUACAGCCCUGCAUCCCAAACUGUGCUGCUCAAGCUUCUGCCAGGCUUGUACAUGUCUCGCAAAGGGUAUGCCCUGUUGUCCUGUGAUAUAUCAGACGCCUACUUGACUUGCGAGCAGCCGUGCCCGACCGUGGUGACGCUCCACGGCACUACGUACCGUUUGGCAUUUAUGCUACCGGGGCAGCGGGAUGGCUCAGCGGCGCUGUUUGCUAUGCGCAACCACUCCGGCGGAGGACUCCUUCACGUAGACGACUUGUUGGGGUCAGGCGAGCAUGCUGAGCUGCAGAGACUUGCGCAGAUCAUAGAGUCAAAGUACAAGUGCACUCUUGAGUGGCUUGUUUGCGAAGGCGACAGCUUGCACUUCUUGAAGCGCAAACAUACUUUGGCCCGUCAGGAUCUGCUUUGCAUUCAGAAAGCUGACAAACAUAUCAUGAAACUUGUUGAGCUUUUGCAGCUUGAGCGCCAUUCCCCGAAGCCCACUCCGUUGCCAUUGCAGACACUUGAUUUGGCCAAGUCAGAGCCUCUCCCAGAGGAUCAGGUGUCAGUUUACAGGUCGUGCAUCGGGAUUCUGAUGUACAUCUCUGCGGACACUGCCGAUAUGCAACAUUCCAUUCGCAUGCUCUCCCAGCACCUUGCCUGCCCAACCGAGGCUUGUAUGAAGGCCCUCAAACACCUGGUUCGAUAUGCUAAAUCAACCAGCGGGUUCUGCCUUGGGCUGGAGCGCACGCAUGCAGGACAUGGCACCAGAGUCCAGUGUGAUACCGGCGCCGACGUGCUGGAGCUGUACACAGACUCCGACUGGGCUUCCGACCACACCACACGCCGGAGCGUGAGCGCUGGGGCCUUGUACUUGAAUGGGAAUGCGAUUUACACGGCGAGCCGCACGCAACGAGUCGUAGCUAUGUCAAGCUGCGAGUCGGAGCUCAAUGCCCUUGUGUCUUUUGCAGUCGACUUGAUGUAUGUGAAGGAGGCCCUGCGGUUCAUUGUUGGAGUCAUUCCCGAAAGCCAUGCCUUUAGCGACUCUUCCUCAGCUCGUGCUGUUGUGAACAAGCAAGGGCUCUCCAAGCUCAAACACGUCGAGAUCAGAUUGCUGUGGGUUCAACAGGCCCUGAAGGAUGGAGCAUUCAAGCUCCACCCGGUCGGGACCCUUGACAACUCUUCGGACUUGAUGACCAAGGUGCUUAAGCGUGAGCGAAUGCUGUACUUGAUGUACCUCUUGAAUAUCAGGGAUGGUGAUGCUCAGUUCAAUCGCGUCGGAGAGGCCCAGGCCGUUGCUCGUGACAACAACCUGUCCUUGAAGCUUGCGGUUAAGGCAGUAAAGGCAUUCAGGGGACCCCCGCAACGGGUGCAUUCGCUCCUGCAAGCGCUGACCUUCAUGUCCUUGAUCGAUGCCAAUCAGGCACGCAUGCUUGACUCCGAGAGCCGUCCGCAUGUGCUUGAAAGCGCCUUGAGCGGUUGCGGAUUCAUCCUUGUGUGCAUCGGAUGCCUCGCGGUGCUAUGCAUGAGCCUGCAGGGUUGCCAAGCUGAGAUUGCAGAUGAGCUCCCCGACCCAUGGGUUGUAUG
Messenger RNA from Symbiodinium sp. CCMP2592, 4859 nucleotides. The record is from the annotation of a GenBank genome assembly. NCBI's taxonomy places the organism in Eukaryota, Dinophyceae, Suessiales, Symbiodiniaceae.